Molecule: messenger RNA, 2052 nt
Organism: Apiotrichum porosum
Lineage: Eukaryota; Fungi; Basidiomycota; Tremellomycetes; Trichosporonales; Trichosporonaceae
Exons: 5
Coding region: 1-2052 (683 amino acids)
Biological process (GO): carbohydrate metabolic process
Molecular function (GO): hydrolase activity, hydrolyzing O-glycosyl compounds
Source: RefSeq, a predicted model, not a curated record
AUGGCUCUUCUGGCGCUGGUCGCCAGCCUCACCCUCGUUUCCGCCUUGCCUUACAAUGUCUACCGCUACCCAUCUCCAUCUCCGUCUCCUACCGCUGUCCCCUCCGCCCGCAACCAGUAUGAGCCCCAUUCGCACCUUCAGAAGCGCAACAACGAGACCACCCAGUGCGGCUGUACUCCCGGCGAGUACCGCUGUGUCGGUGCUUGGAUUCAGCAGUGUGGCCAAUCCGGCGGAGUUUGGAUCAGUCGACAGGACUGUGGUCUGCAGAACGAGGGUCAAAAGCUGUUCAUGUGCGACCCGGACGACAAUUCUGAAUGCGUCCUCGCUGGUGCCCACAACUACCCAGGCUUCUCGCAGGAUGCUUCGGGAUUCUACCUCCCACUGUCGACUACGCCUCCCGCUGCUCAAGCCGCCUCGACGGGUGCAGCGUGCAGCCCAAGCAGCCUGGUCUCGGCCAGCACGAGCGAGGUCGAGUCCACUGCUACAGCAACUAGCGUCGAUAACACUUUCACGGCCACCACACUUGUCAACCUUGGUCCUGCCAGCGUCCCAACCAGCACUGUAUGGUCUUCCGACGACACGUCAGACAUCGAGAGUGCCACCAACGAGUCGAGCAGCAGUUCCACUCCAACCACAACCGAGUCUGCCGACCUCCUCACGGACAGUACGACGACUCGAGGCAUUAUUACCGUGCAAGCAGCUGUCCAACCGACAAGGGCCUCCGCCUCAGCAGCCAGCCAGACUGAUGUAUUGGAGACCUGGGGAGAGUGUGGAGCAGCUUUCACUCAGCCUUCGUCUGCGGAGCCUGACAAGACGACGAGUGACGUGUCCUUCGGUGCGGCCUCCUUGAACUUCGCUGUGUCUCCCCCAUCCUCCACACAAUCUUCUGGCAGUACCACGGUCUCAAGCUCGGUGGCUGAAGCUACCUCAACCCCCAUGUCGUCAGAGGAUGACGAAGAAGAUUGGUGUGAGGACGACAAAGACUGGUGUGACGAUGAGGACGAGGCCACUUCAUCCCCUUACUCGAACGCCGCCCCCACUGCAACUGGAAACGAGAGCAGCGCCACUCCUACCUCCACCCAGGUCUCUGCGACUUCCUCGCUCGCCACCGACACCGCAGCUGUGUCAACACCUUCUUCGCCCGUAGCGCUCUCGUACCUCAACACGACAUCCCCCAACGUCGGCUCCCUCCUUGCAACGUCCGGAUUCAGUGCCCCGCACUAUGUGAUUUACGCGUUUAGCACAUUCCCCAACAACACGCUUCCCACCGUGGCAGAGCUCGGCCAGUACAACCGCGUCGUCCUCGGCUUUUAUGGAGGCAAGAAUGGAACGGACCACAACAUUCGCAUGUGGACCAACCUCACGCCAAGUGAACGCACCUCGAUCCUCGACAGUUACCACUCUGCGGGCAUUGCCCUCAUGGUUUCCGUCUUUGGCGACACUGUCACACCUACAACGUCCAAGUGGGACCCCAUUACCACGGCACAGGAUAUUGCCAACUUCACCAAGACCUGGGGCUUUGACGGCGUUGACGUCGACUAUGAGGACUUUGACGCGUUUAACGCGGGCACGUCAAGCGCAUGGCUGAGACCUUUCCAGGCGACUCUCCGGUACGAGCUCGGUGAUUCUUAUCUCAUCUCGCACGCUCCUCUCGGACCUUGGUUUGACGACCAGUCCUACUCUGACGGCGCCUACUACACUGUAAACAAGGAAGUCGGCUCAACGAUUGACUGGUACAACGUGCAGUACUACAACCAGCACGACGCAUACAAUGACUGCGGGAGCCUGAUCCACAACUCGAGCAGCACCCAGUGGCCUGCCACGUCGAUCCUCGAGCUCAACUCCACUCGCGGUGUCGACCUCUCCAAGCUUGUCCUGGGCAAGCCGAUCGAGGCGUCCGAGGUCGUCAGUGGCGGCUUUAUGAACAUGAGCGACCUGGCCACCUGCGUUGCAGAGGGCAAGAAGGCGGGAUGGAGUGGCUCCCUCAUGUUCUGGGAGUGGGAGACUGACCUGAACCCCGCCGACAUGCUCGCCACGGCCUUGUCCGGGUAA